Rotaria socialis is the source of this 633-nucleotide messenger RNA. Lineage: Eukaryota; Metazoa; Rotifera; Eurotatoria; Philodinida; Philodinidae. The record is from the annotation of a GenBank genome assembly.
AUGGUCAAGACAUAUAUUGGCCAAUGGUUAUAUACAUUUCCUUGGUCUCAGGUCAUUUCUGGUUUUUGGCAAAAAUAUCCUAAUCCAUACUCAGGUCAUAUUUUAUCAGAAGAUGUGUAUUAUCGAACGGUCACCGAUGAUCAAACUCUUAUAACAAAACGUUUGUUAACUAAAACAAGUAAAAUUCCACGAUGGGGUGAACGUAUCUUUUCACGAGGUUCAGCGUCAACCAUUGCAUUCAUUAUCGAAGAAUCUAUAUGUGAUUUGAAACAGAAAACAUUUACAACCAUAUCAAAGAAUAUUAAUCUAACAUCUUUAAUGACUGUCGAUGAAACAUGUAUUUAUCGUCCAGAUCAAAAUGAUGAAUCAAGAACAAUUUGUGAAAAGAAAGUUCUAGCAACAUCAAUAUUGUUCGGUUUUAAAACAACGUUAGAAACAUUCGCAAUAAAACGUUAUAAAAAAAAUCAAGAAUUAGCUAGUCUUGGUUUAGAAUUUACACUUCAUAAAUUAUUUCUUCCCCACUUACCAUUACCACCGGUUAUUGGUAUAAAAAAGCUAGAUACUCGAUCAUUUUCAAGUAAAUUAAGUGAUAAAGCAAAGCAAUUCUUAAAAUCAUCAUCUCCUAGUGAUUGA